CAACCAUCGAGUCUGAGAAAUUUACAUUGGCCGAUCACGCAGAGUGGGGGUCAGUCGUAUGGCCACCUAAAGGUACCAGGACUUCCAAACUAAAUGAUUUAGUGGCAAGAAUGAGGGCGGAAGAUGUGUACGUAUGAUGUAUCUUGCCAAGUGGUAAUUUUAGACAGGUGAUGUUGGAAGGCUGUAUUAGUGAAUAUUGACAGUCACCCGCGAAUAGAUGUCUCAGAUAUAGAAAGCAAACGAUGUAACAUACUAGGUAACACACUAGGUAGGUAACAUACUGACCUUAAUCACUCCCAGCACUUUCUAUGAAGUUGAUAAUCUCCCUUCAUCACCUUAUUUCCUCUGUAGAAUAUGUCAUUUUGCCUUUUUUUACUGGUUGGUUACACGAAUCCAACCUGGGCCAACCUACCUCAUCUCUGCCCACAUUACUCCAUGUUACCUUGCCUGUCUUAAGGUGAGGUACCUACCCGGAUGGUUGAAAGAAUUUGUUUGAAACAUCUUAUUGAAACUCAUUCAAAUCGAUGGAAACAGAUUCAACUCGUCCAAGAUGACACAUUCCUCACCUGCAAACCAUAAGUCUUCCUUAUAUGACUGGACUAGGGGCACUAUAUCAUCAUGGAUGUCGCCGGAGCCUCACAAGAUUCCUCCUAGUGUGACCCGAGAUAGUACCACAGUCAUGUCUUCCAACUUCUCCCAGAUGGUGCAGGUAAUCGCCAGAGCUCUCAGUCCUCUUCCGAAAUACCAGUUUAAUCCCAAGAACGAUGAUAUUUCCAAAGAGACGGGUAUUCUCGAAGACCUACAGCACUUGAAUAUCAAAGAUAUAAUAACGCUGAAGGAUGUUUUGGAUUCCACCAUCACCGGGGAAGAGGAUGACGACACCCUCUUGCAAGAACGUCUUGUCACUCUACUAGCCAAACUUCCACCUCAUUCCCGAGAAGGUAAACAGGCCACCGACGCAUUCAUCAACACGCUAUGGGACUCUCUUGAACAUCCACCAGCUCAGAUCAGGAGCAAAGAAGCUCGUUAUCGCGAAGCGGAUGGCUCAUCUAACAACGUCGAUGUACCUGCCAUGGGGGCUGCUAACACGCGCUACGCAAGGACUACGCCUGCCAAAUACUUCCAGGAUCCAAACUUACCGGAUCCCGGACUUCUCUUCGACAGCCUUAUGAACAGGGGCAAUGGAGAGUCGUUCCGGGAACACCCUAACAAGAUAUCCAGCAUGUUGUUCUAUCUCGCUACAAUCAUUACCCAUGAUAUAUUCCAGACAGAUUCACGAGACCAAGAAAUCAACUUGACGUCCUCCUAUCUUGACCUCUCGCCUUUGUAUGGCCGAAAUGCAGAAGAGCAGAAGGCCAUGAGAACUCUCAAAGACGGGCUCCUCAAGCCAGACUGUUUCUCAUCUACCAAUCCCUAUGGGUUUCCUCCAGGGAUAGGAGUAUUCCUGAUCAUGUUCAAUCGAUUUCACAACUAUGUUGUCACUCAACUUGCAUCGAUCAACGAAGGAGGCCGUUUCACCAAGCCAGCCUCUAUUGAUGAUGGUAAAAACUCGGAUGCUUGGAAGAAAUACGACAAUGAUCUUUUUCAGACCGGACGACUCAUCACGUGUGGGCUUUACGUCAACAUCAUCCUAAAAGACUACGUUCGAACAAUCUUGAAUUUGAACCGGACGAAUUCAACUUGGGAUCUUGACCCUCGGUCACAGGAGAAGAAAAAUAUCUUUAACGGUAAACCAGCUCCGGAGGCUACUGGCAACCAAGUUUCUGUCGAGUUUAACCUCGUCUAUCGAUGGCAUAGUGCCUUGUCAAAGAGAGAUGAGAAAUGGAUAACCGACGAAUUCCGUACUCAGCUUAAUGUCACCGACCCAGCAAAGGCAAGCUUCGAAGAGGUAUUGAAGGCUUUGGUAGACUUUCGGGGCAGAAUCCCAGAUGAUCCACUCAAGCGAAAUUUUGCCAACCUGCAGCGAGGCAGCGAUGGCACAUACUCUGAUGAUGAUCUGGUCGAAAUCUUGUCCUCUUCCAUUGAGGAUGUUUCAGGCGCGUUUGGCGCCAACCAGAUUCCCAGCGCUUUGCGAGUGAUUGAGAUACUCGGGAUCAAGCAGGCAAGAGCCUGGCACGUAGCUACGCUGAAUGAAUUCCGGCAGCAUUUUGGUCUGAAAAAACACGCGACGUUCGAAGCAAUCAACCCAGACCCGGCUGUUGCUAGUAAAUUGAUGUCGUUAUAUGACUCGCCCGAUUCCGUUGAAUUAUACCCGGGCCUCAUUGCUGAGAAACCUAAGCCGCCGAUGGAUGGUAGUGGUCUGUGUAUAAACGUCACGACAAGUCGAGUAAUUCUCUCCGAUGCCGUGGCACUUGUCCGUGGAGAUCGGUUCUAUACUACCGACUAUACACCUUCAAACUUGACGAACUGGGGAUUUAAUGAGGUCGACGUCGAUCUAAAGGUGGACCAAGGACAGGUUAUGCAUAAGUUGAUACUUCGUGCAUUCCCAUUCCACUUUGAAGAUAACAGCAUUCAAGCACAUUUUCCCUUUGUGGUACCUUCGGAGAAUAAGGCCAUACAUGACAAGCUUGGGACGUCUGGGCUAUAUUCUUGGGAAAAACCGACAAGGAAGUUGGACCCCGUAGUGAUUGAAUCUCAUAAGACUGCCACUCAAGUCUUGGAUAAGAAAGAUUUCUACGUCCCAUGGAACGAGAGUAUCUCUUCUAUUGUACGUCUACCAGGUAAAACGUUUACAAAGGUCUUCCGCCUGUCAGGUGACGAUGACUGGAGCCGCGGCCACGUAUACGAGUAUAUUUUCCAGCCAAGGGGUUGGGAAGCAGAGAUCGAGUACUUCCUUGAUCGGACGACCAAAAGUCUACUUAAGAAGGUUGGCCAGGAAUUGUCACCGAGCCCACUAAAAGCUGGUAGUACGCAUCCGGAAUUCGAGGUUGAUAUGGUUAGGGAUAUCAUCAUCCCACUCACCACGCGUUUCAUUGCCGAGUUCUUCGCUCUUCCAAUAAAGACCGCUGAGACAUCGCCCCACGGUAUCUAUGAUGAGCAUGAGCUUCACGAGCUGCUUACAGCCAUGUUUUCGGCCGCCUUCUUCCACAGCGACCCUGCCAAUGCCUUUAAGCUGAGGAACCAGUCCCGCGAAUUUGUUCUAGGCUUAGAGAAGCUUUUUCGGCACGGGGCCAAAGUGGAUGCGAAGAAUGGUUGGAUUGGUAGUAUUACCUCUCACAUAGGCUUCGUGACUGGAAGACACGGUAGACACCAUACUGCAGACGAGCAAGAUUGGCCUAGGCUGCCACAUUAUGGCCGACAACUGCUCUCUCGAAUGAUGCAAAAGGGAAAAACAAUCGAGGACUGCGUUGUUGGGACAGUUAUGCCUAUCAGCGCGGCUGGAGCGACGAUAAUAUCGAGUCUGCUAUCACAGUGUCUAGACUACUUCCUAGGGGCUGGGAGUGAGCAUCUACCUAGGCUAUGUCGUCUGGCCCACGAGAACACGACUGAUGCCGACAACAAGCUAUUACAUUACAUGCUAGAAGGAAUCCGCCUACAUAGUACCGUCGUCCUAACCCGAACUGUGUCCCCCACCAGCGCCCCCCAAAAGAUCACCGACGACAUCCCCAGCCAGCCCAACCAGAGCGGUCCAAUAAGCGCAAACAACAUCCCGAACCCAGGUUCCUCACGCGCCGCCUCCACCCGCGCCUACACCCUCACCCCGAACCAACGCGUCAUAGUCGACAUGACAACCGCCUCCCACGACAGCCACGCCUUUCCAUCCCCCGAAUCCCUACGCCUCGACCGUCCCCUCUCCUCUUACCUCCCCUGGGGCACGGGUCCUCUCGGCGAGGGCAUAACCCGCGUCGCGCUACUAUCCGCUUUCAAGGUACUCCUCAGCCUACCGAACCUGCACCGGGCACCGGGACCCCGGGGCGAGAUCAAGAGCGUAGAGUAUAAAGAGUGGCGCGGACAGGUCGGUCGGAAGGCCGGGGACGGAGGGAAGGGUCUGCGAAAGUAUAUGACACUUGAUCAGAGCACGUUUGUUCCUGUGCCUGCUAGUAUGAGGGUUCGGUGGGGUGGGACAGGCGCUGAUGGGAGGGACUAGAUAAUUACCUAUAUUGAGAGGGAAGGGGGCGUGAGGAUAGUAGAGGUGUAAGAUACAUACGAAGGCUCUCUAAAUGAAAACAGAUAUUUGUAAGGUACCAACCUUGAAACUUAAGGGAAAUAUAAUCAGAGGUCCGUGGAAAUGGUAGGAGGGUUACCUAAUAGGCUGGUUGUACUGGGAGGCAUAUUGUUUCUGGGCUAUAGUUACCUACCUGCCUAAUAUACACUCAUUUAUACUCCUAC
This is a messenger RNA of Annulohypoxylon maeteangense, 4329 nucleotides long. RefSeq names its product linoleate diol synthase precursor. The transcript has 9 exons. The coding region runs from base 551 to 4087 and encodes 1178 amino acids. NCBI's taxonomy places the organism in Eukaryota, Fungi, Ascomycota, Sordariomycetes, Xylariales, Hypoxylaceae. The record is from RefSeq and is a predicted model, not a curated record. Gene Ontology annotation, molecular function: peroxidase activity; iron ion binding; monooxygenase activity. Gene Ontology annotation, biological process: response to oxidative stress.